AUUGAGCUGUUGUAACUGCUUGGGUGCUACAGAUGUUUAGAGCGUUAAACUGAGUUUGAGCAUUUAUGUGGAAAGAGAACUAUGAAUUGUUGUUGGAUAUGAUGCUGAACUGACAUUAAACAUGGAUUGGACCUUGUGGAUUUGUUUUCUAGUCUGCUGUACCCCAGGAUUGAUAGCAGGUGAGCAGAAGAAAUUAAAUCUGACGUUCGACAUAUGGGAGGGAAAUGUAACUGUGCUGUGGGAUCCCCCCAAUGAAGCCCCCGUACCUGCCUUUUAUCAAGUAAAACUAGCACUAGACACUGGUCCUCAUGCUAAAUGGAACAUUGUGGAAGAAUGUGACAUGAUUACAGAAACUAAAUGUAAUCUUGGAAACUUUAUAUUCAAACCUACAAUGAAAGUAAAAAUUGAACUGAUAAGUGGAAAUAACGAAUCUUCCUGGUUGGUGAUAAGAAGAAUUCGUUUAGAUUAUAUUAAGCUGUUGUCUCCAGACUUUGACCUGUUCUCAGGGCCAAAUACGGUGAAGGUUAAGAUUCACAGAAAGCCAUUUCUCAAAGAGCUUUUUCCAUAUGGACUAAGUUACUCUGCCAUUCUGUAUCCAAGAGGACAGGAGAGUAAGGCUAAAACAUUGAGUGAUGAUGAUGAUGAAGAUGGUGAAGUGGAGUUUACUGAUUUAUCAUAUUGGCAAGCGUAUUGUGUUCGUGUGAGAUUGGCGAUCACAUCUAUUGCAGUGAGCAACACCUCAUUGCCACGCUGCAUACAUCCACCAACAGAUUUGUCAGUGGUGAUCUCCAUCGGAGUAAUUGGUGUAGUCGGAGUCAUAACCUUAUUCAUGUUAUUUGUCUGUUUCUUCCUGAGGCGUCCUGGUAAAAUGCCCGCUGUUCUGAAAUUGGCUGUGAAUGGCUGGCUCCCAAUGAAUGUAGGACAAACCGAGGUGGAAUCGGUCACUCAGAAGGGAUGGCUACUGAACAGCAACAAAAUCGCAGAAAAGACCAAAGCAUUCGAUGAAAUAGAGGAGCUUUCUGAGGAUGAAAAAGAGAGAAGGGAAAGCACUGACAGCGGCGUGAGCAUCGGCCAGCAGGACUCGAUCAAAAACAGACCCCAAAGAGAGGAGGACAGCGGCUGUGGAAGUCUCACAGGAACCGAGGACAGCCUUAGCAGUGGAAGAAGAAGCCUUGAGGAGCUUCCUUUCCUGGAUGGAGGAGGAAACAGCAGUAGUGUUGAAGGAACAAGAGAGGACAGUGGAUUGGGAAUUCAAACCCAAGAUAUUUCUGACAAACCCAAGCCUAUGCAUGAUGAUCUCUUAUCUGAGAUUGUAGUAAUUGGGGAUGGGUAUCGUAGUCAGAGUCCUUCAGCUGAGGCUGAAACCGAAACAACCAUUCAAUGUGAUGAAGACGCUAAUAUGGUUAGUCGCACCAAUGGCUAUCGAUCUGGUCAAGUCACAUGCUUGUGUUCUGACUCCGAAACUUGCAUGUGGUGCAAAACCAGGAAGCACCUUACAGACUGUGAUUCAUUUUCUCACAAACAAACUGUUAAUGACAAUGAUAGAUCAAGCUAUUUGAAAAAAUCUCCUUUAGAGACUGUGAAUAUGUUUGGACUGGAUGAUCUAUCCUGCCAUUCAGACAAAACAGAGGAGUCGUCACUUUUCAUUACAUGUCCACUACUUUUAAAAGAGCCUUACAAGCUGGACACUUUGCCUCUUACAUUAGGAGACGUAGAGCUGACAUUUACGUGAGGCUUUUUCAGGUUGAACUAGGCUAUUAUUAUGCAUUUGUGCUAACAGAUAUUUAUUUAGAAUGGUGGCAGAGACGUGCUAUAUUUGCUAGGCCCUCAAAUGAAGAACCAGCUUUUGUCACUUCCUUCAUGCGUCAGGCCAGCGUUUUUGGUUAAAUGCUGAGAAAAGACGAGAUAUGAAGAGUGUGAAAUCAUCAGGAUAUGAUGACGCUCGUAGUAAUUCUGGUUGACAGAUUGCAAUCCAAUUCUGAAUUGUGUUACAGACUUGUAUUGAUCAUUUGCAAACUUGCACAUGUAUUGUAGAUUUUGACUGUACAUGUUAUAUAUGUACUGACAUUUUUUUAUAUGCUAAAUUUCAUUGCUGAAUGUAAUGAAAUGUGAUAUUAAUAUGAAUAAUAAUGGCAUCGAAGUCAAUAUGCUGUGUUUUUGUCAAUUAUUUGAUAUAAUCAAAUCAACUAUAAUUAUAAUUUAUACCAACAGAAUUUGUGGGUUAUUUAAUUAUUUUUUUAAAUCUUUAAAUGUUUAGGGGUAGAACAAAACUCAAAAUUUACAGUUAGGAGUGUACUAUAUUAUUUUGAUUAGUGCAUAAAAGGUGGUGCGGAACAAUUGAAAACUUAAAUAUCAAUUUGUUUACUUGCAUUACAUCCAUUACUCAAAGGACAUUACAUAUAUUGCAUUAAUUACUCACCUAUUUUACCCAAGAUGUAAGAAAAGACUUUUGUCUGAACAAUGUAUCUGUAAAGUUUCAGCUCAAAAUACCAAUCAGUUUAUUCAUCAUAUAAUGUAGAAUCUGCCCAUUUUAGUGGCUGAGGACAAUGUAGCUGUUUUUGUAGCCUGUGGCUACAAAUCCAAAUGAGCUCCCUCUCCCCGCUCACCACUCUGAUGUGCACGUCUGCUUCUCGUGUGUUACGUCAGAUAAACAGCAGUCAGUGAUAGAGACAGACACAGAUGACGCUGAAAUGUCACUAGUCAAAAAUAGUUAGAAAGUUUAUUUGAUGUAUAUGUGGUGGACUAUUCAAGCCUUUCUGAAAUGACACACACAAAUGCAGUUUGCAGUACACACACACUUACACACAUAUGUAAGUUUACUGGGACCAUGUGGCUGUGGUGAUUGUAGCGGUUAAGAAUUACAUAGCUAUUGUACUCUCUUUAUGAAUAGGGUCUGUCUGUGGACUGCAACACAUGAAGUAGUAGUGUAGUAGCAUGAAGGGGCUUAACUUGAAGUUAAGGAGACUCACAUGUCAAAACUCUGUUGUCAGCAAGAUGGUGCUAGACAUCAUUAACAUCCACACCCACUCCACACCUAAAUCCAACCGUCACAGUUAAAAUCUAUACCUCCCACCCCCAACCAUGAUAGUUAAUUAACAUCUACACCUCCCCUAAACCUAAACCCAGCCAUCAUCAUUAUAAAUGAUCACAACUUCUCCAAACCUAAACCUAGCCAUCACAGUUAUUGUCUACAUCUUCCCCAAACCUAAACCUAACUAUCCCAGUUAUUAACGUACCACCGCGAGUUGCGGAGGCUUUUAUACUUGACCUGCUCACCAUUGUACUGUUAUUUGCAACCACAGGGGUCUUGACAAACUGAUGAAGAAGUCAGCAAGUUGCAUGGUGGAAUUGCUAGAUGACUGAAUAUUAUACUAUUUCAAAUGAUUAGGUUAUGGAUAAAUUUGGAGAAAACUCAUGAAAACAUUUGGUGAAAUUGUUCUCUGUUAAGUAGUUCUGCCAUCUUGCCAACAACACCUCAUCGUGACAUCUCGCAUGGUUCAGUGGGAUCUCGAUAACUGCAAGUUAUGUCUCUCUAACUUAUUGAAAGUUAUGCCCCUUCAUCUUAAGCCCCCCUCUUGCAGUCGGCAGAGAGAUACAAUUGCUGUUUAUUACAAACUAUUUAUUUUAAACCUAUAAAAUAAAUUAUUGGGGUGCAGA
Messenger RNA from Danio rerio (zebrafish), 3657 nucleotides. It is a transcript of the gene il10ra, whose product is annotated as interleukin 10 receptor, alpha. The record is from RefSeq and is marked validated. Lineage: Eukaryota; Metazoa; Chordata; Actinopteri; Cypriniformes; Danionidae.